CAAGUGGGCACGUAGUUAGUGCUGUCCUAGCCACCAAUCUUGACUUCUCACAUCAGCCAGCUGAAAAUGCCGGAAUCUUGCCCCUCUUCCAUUGUCUCUAUACAUCAUCUUCUUCCUUCUCUGGAAGUCUGAAUAUCAGCGCAGAGCACAUUCACACUCUUCUCCAUGCCUCCCCUCUGCACAUUACUACUCGGGCUUCUCCUCUUGCACACUCCUCACUGGUGCAUCUCCGCAGCUGUCAACGACGACACUCUCACGGCAGGCAAAGUGCUCGCCGUCAGCGGCAAGCUCGUCUCAAGAAAUGGCAAGUUUGCGCUCGGCUUCUUCCAGCCGGCAACAAGCACCAUCAUCAGUAAGUCGUCCCACAACGCCACCAGCUCCAGCUGGUACCUUGGUAUAUGGUUCAACAAGAUCCCAGUUUUCACCACUGUAUGGGUUGCUAAUAGGGACCAACCCAUCACCAACACCAACCUCAACCUAACACAGCUCGAGGUAUCAAGCGAUUGCAAUCUUGUCAUCGUAAACCAUGCCGGCGACACCGAAUCCAUAGUUUGGUCCACUCACAUUGUCAACAACAGGACACAAUCUAGCAGCAUAAACAACACCUGUGUUGCCGUUCUCUUGAACACUGGAAACCUUGCUCUCACUGCCACAGAGAGUCCAUCAUCAUCUAACCAACUGUUGUGGCAGAGCUUCGACUACCCAACAGAUGUUGUGCUUCCUGGUGCCAAGUUUGGCCGGAACAAGGUCACCGGUUUAAAUCGCCAGCCCAUCUCAAGAAAGAGUCUCAUUGAUCCAGGUCUCGGUGCAUACAGCAUCGAAUUAGACACCACCGGGAUCGUCCUCAAGCGCCGCAACCCCUCGGUAGUGUAUUGGAAUUGGGCAUCCUCCAGAACAUCAUCGUUGAAUCUGAUACCAAUACUCAAGUCCAUUCUAGAUUUGGAUCCACGAACCAAAGGUUUGAUUAACCCAGCAUAUGUUGAUAACAACCAAGAGGAGUACUACUUGUACACUUCACCGGAUGAAUCCUCGUCUUCCACGUUUGUCUCAUUAGACAUCUCUGGUCAGAUCAAGCUGAAUGUUUGGUCACAAGCCAACCAAUCUUGGCAAACCAUAUAUUCCCAGCCUGCUGAUCCCUGCACUCCAGCGGCUACGUGCGGACCUUUCACGGUAUGCAACGGCAAUGCACAACCAUCUUGUGAUUGUAUGGAGAACUUCUCCGAGAUGUCGCCACAAGAUUGGGAUUUCAAUGAUCGAACAGGAGGAUGCAUCAGAAAUACACCUUUACACUGCAGCAAUAGUAGCAACAACACAAAAAUGACAAGUUCAACAGACAUGUUCCAUCCCAUUGCUCGAGUUACAUUGCCCCACAACGCGCAAAGAAUAGACGUUGCUGCCACACAGAGCAAGUGCGAAGAAGCUUGUCUCAGUUCCUGCUCCUGCACUGCUUAUUCCUACAACAAUAGCAGAUGCUCUGUCUGGCAUGGGGAAUUGCUUAGUGUAAACCUGAAUGAUGGCAUUGAUAAUACUUCGGAAGAUGUUCUUUACCUUCGCCUUGCUGCCAAAGAUUUGCUGCCAAGUUUGACAAAAAACAAAAGAAAACCAAACGUUGGAGUUAUUACUACUGCAAGCAUUAUUGGUUUUGGGUUACUAAUGCUCAUGCUGUUUUUACUGAUAUGGAGGAACAAAUUCAAGUGGUGUGGUUUUCCUUUAUAUGACAGUCAAGGUAGUGCAGGUGGGGUUAUAUCUUUCAGAUACACUGAUUUAGUUCGUGCUACUAAAAACUUCUCAGAAAAGCUGGGAGGAGGUGGUUUUGGUUCUGUAUACAAGGGAGUGCUAAGUGACUUGAAGACUUCUAUAGCAGUGAAAAAGCUUGAUGGUGACCGUCAAGGAGAAAAACAAUUCAGGGCAGAAGUGAGCUCAAUUGGACUGAUACAACAUAUCAACCUAGUCAAGUUGAUUGGUUUCUGUUGCGAAGGAGAUCACAGGUUACUUGUAUAUGAACACAUAUUGAAUGGGUCUCUUGAUGGUCAUUUAUUUAACAAGAAUGUUGCUUCUGUCCUAAAUUGGAACACCAGAUAUCAGAUAACCCUCGGAGUUGCUAGAGGAUUGUCCUACUUGCAUCAGAGUUGUCAUGAAUGCAUCAUACACUGUGAUAUUAAACCAGAAAACAUACUUUUGGACGCAUCAUUUGUUCCUAAAGUUGCAGACUUUGGGUUGGCAGCAUUUGUGGGAAGGGAUUUUAGCAGAAUUCUGACUACAUUCAGAGGAACUGCAGGCUAUCUUGCCCCGGAGUGGCUUAGUGGAGUUGCUAUUACACCGAAAGUCGAUGUUUACGGCUUCGGUAUGGUGCUGAUGGAGAUCAUAUCAGGAAGGAGAAAUUCACCUGAAACAUACAACACCACCAACAGUACUUACCAUGUUGAAUAUUUCCCUGUGCAAGCCAUCAGCAAGCUUCACAGGGGAGAUGUGAAGAGUUUGGUGGAUCCUCAGUUGCGUGGUGACUUCAACUUGGAAGAGGCUGAAAAGGUUUGCAAAGUUGCAUGUUGGUGCAUCCAAGAUGAUGAGUUUGAUCGGCCUACCAUGGGUGAAGUGGUCCAGGUUCUCGAGGGCCUACAUGAGAUCGAUAUUCCCCCGAUGCCAAGACUGCUUGCAGCUAUAACGCAACAAUCUGGUGCUGCAGUUUCAAUGUAAUAACAAGUCAUAGUCGAUGCUAUUAAUUAGUUUUAGCAAAUUUUGAAGUUGUAGUAAUGUGGAGUGGAAGGAAUCAAAAGAAUGAAAGCUUGCAGCCAAUUUAAUUUUCUCUUAUUUGUUGUCAAUUAUGGCAAGCAAGCAUUUUAGCAAAAUAUGACAGAAAUAGAAAUAUGUGCAUGUUUUUUUGAUGGGAUA
This is a messenger RNA of Lolium perenne, 2889 nucleotides long. Its product is annotated as G-type lectin S-receptor-like serine/threonine-protein kinase At2g19130. Gene Ontology annotation, biological process: protein phosphorylation; recognition of pollen. The record is from RefSeq and is a predicted model, not a curated record. NCBI's taxonomy places the organism in Eukaryota, Viridiplantae, Streptophyta, Magnoliopsida, Poales, Poaceae. Gene Ontology annotation, molecular function: ATP binding; protein serine/threonine kinase activity.